GGUGGGGCCAGAGGCUUCUCGCUGGAGGUGAAGUCUCACUUCCGGAGACACAGCGGCCAGGAACGGUGCAGAGAUCUUACAGAGGGGAUUCUCACAAUCUCCAUUUCUGUUUGUCCAGGCACAAUGCCCAGCAAAUUUGAGGAAAUCACAAGAGUUGUGGUCCAAGAGAUGGAUUCUAGAGGGGAUAUGAUUGCUGUCAGAAGCCUCAUUGAUGCUGACAGAUUUCACUGCUUCUGUCUGGUGAGGGAGAAGAGAAAUUUCUUGGGAUGCCGGUACUACACAACAGACCUCACCCUGGAGGACAUACUGGAGAGAGAGGAGGGUGAAGGGCUGUUUGAUAAGCCGGAUGCUGGGCUCCAAGGUCAAAAGGCUGAGUUCCGAGCUGUGGACAUGGUAGACUCAAAGGGAGAGCUGAGUGUGAAAUUGCCCAAAGAAAUAACAAUUUCAGGGAGCUUCCAGGGGUCUCAGGAGCAGGAAAUCAAGAUAUUGCACACUCGGAUACCCCAGAAAUAUCUGGAUUCCCUUGAGAACAGGAAGCUGAAGAGAAAACUACCCACUAUGUUCAAAUCAAUCCAGAAAAGGAGAGAAAACCUGUAUCUGGUGACAGAAACUGUGGAGACAACAGAGGAGAACACCCUGGAAAGUGAACGGCAAUAUACAUUUUGGAGCCGGCUGCAUCUUGGCAGUCUCAAAUUCAAACGCAAGCAAAAAAGGGCAGUGACCAUCCCCCCCAAGCGGGUCCUGGGCUAUCGAAUAAAGCAGCUCGUUUUCCCCAACAUGGAAAGGAUGGAUAUUUAUUUCGUGGGCAAAACAGAGUCCUUUCCAGAAGAGAAAGAUGGAGGUUCACGGUGCUUAGGGAGGUCCUUGAGUUUGGAGGAUUUCAGCAACAUGAAAGAGAAGGUGCAGGACAUGGUGAGAGACCUCCAGGAUCUGACUGAGCAGGAGCGAAAAGAUGUGCUAAGCUGCCUCACUAGGUGCCUCAACGAAGAUGCGCAGCUGCAGGAUCUAGAGCAAAGAGUAUCUGAGGUCCUGAUCUCUGGUGAGCUACAGAUGGAGGACCCAGCAGGUCCUCUCAUAAGCAGCCUUUUUAAUGAUGCUGGGAUCUUGGUAGAGGCGCGCUCAGAAGCCAUUCUGGAUGUCCUGGAUGCCUUGAGGGAGCUGUCUGAGGAACAACAGCUUGUGGCUGAGGCCCUAGAGAAGGGGACCCUGCCCCUGUUGAAGGACCAGGUUGAGUCUAUCCUGGAGCAGAACCCGGGUGAGCAGCCCCAUGAGGUGGGCUGUAACCCUGAGGCACGAAAUCUUUGUGCUCUCUAUGUUGCUGUCUCCAUCCUGCUGCAGCUAAGUGAGAAGCCUACCUCUGUGUCUUCCUAACUGUAUAUUGGCUCUUGAACCAUUCUCCCCACAAGCCUCUGACUGCUCCUCUUCGCAGUCCAUCCUCACCCUGCCCACCUCCCCAGUCACCAGAAUGAUAUCUUUAAAACAAGCAGCUGGCUAUUCUUUGAUACAUCCCAUUCCCUACAUGAUAA
Messenger RNA from Equus quagga, 1526 nucleotides. It is a transcript of the gene GSDMB, whose product is annotated as gasdermin B. Gene Ontology annotation, biological process: pyroptotic inflammatory response; defense response to bacterium. Bases 124 to 1371 code for a protein of 415 amino acids. The record is from RefSeq and is a predicted model, not a curated record. Lineage: Eukaryota; Metazoa; Chordata; Mammalia; Perissodactyla; Equidae. The transcript has 12 exons. Gene Ontology annotation, molecular function: phosphatidylserine binding; phosphatidylinositol-4-phosphate binding; phosphatidylinositol-4,5-bisphosphate binding.